Molecule: messenger RNA, 2583 nt
Organism: Alternaria infectoria
Lineage: Eukaryota; Fungi; Ascomycota; Dothideomycetes; Pleosporales; Pleosporaceae
Exons: 1
Coding region: 1-2583 (860 amino acids)
Source: RefSeq, a predicted model, not a curated record
AUGCCACCGGCUCUGGACAGGCUCCUCGCCAGCCCGUCAGCCCUGCGACUCCUGCGCUCCAUCGUCAAUGCCCCCGAACUACCCGCAGCCUGUUCCGCGGCGACAAAAUGCUGCCCGCCAGUAGCACGCCGCCGCAACUACUCGACCCAGCCGAAACCGCAACCCAAGCUGAAAUGGAGGCGAAUGAAGGAUGCAAGCGAAGACACGGCAGUCCGAGACCACGUGCUCAAGGUACUCCAGCGUGACGAGUCCAACGAUACUCUCCCGGCCGUAGAUAUCUUCGAAAACGACGUCGUACGUGUAGCGGAAAGGGAAGACGAUCCUGCACAACUCGCCGCUAUCCUUGCAAGCGAAGAGAGACUACACGGGAAAAAGGGUGUCCGCAAUGUCUGGCAGAACUUCCGCCAUCGAGGGUACCGCCUGCCCACGGAAGACACACCCGAUGCCGCAUUCCUAUGGGGAACUUUUGUGAAGAACCACCUGAUCACGGACAAGGCAAUAGAGCACGCCGAGGAGCUGCUUCACGAAACAGGCAAUACAUACCCUGGACUGUACUAUCUGGUCAUGAGCCACUGGCUUCCGAGGAGGACAGCGCUAGCGUUGAGGCAUCACUACGCGAUUCAAAAGCGCUUGAAACCUCAACGGCUUCCCCUGCGGCAGCUGGCACAUUGGGGACGAUCGACUUACAAGCAUGGCGCAUACGAAGCAUUGAUGGAGAUAUAUGAGCACAGCAAUGAGCGGGACCUCUAUGACGAGGUGGUGCCAGCGCUCAUUGAGAAGGAUGACAUAACUGCGGCACGCCGAUGGCAUGCACUUUGCACUCUUCGCAAUGAUAUGCCGUCAGAGUUCGUCGCGUCACAUCCUCUCGUCCAGCUGUUUACCGUCGAGGAUUCAGCUCGUGAGGUCUACUUUGACACGAAAGGGUCGACGAAGAAGUGGAGGCGAGAUGCAGCAAAAUACAAUGAGAACCUUCUGCGCCGCUUGGAAGGCCCCGAUACCGCGCCCGUCCGAUUCGAAGACUCGUUCGUCGCCCGCAUGUUCGCAACGCGUACCUUUCCACCGGCUUCGAUCAUACAAGGUCUCUCUAUGGUGGGCAUUAACGAGAUUGGGCCUCAAGCUGUGCUCACCAUGGCCCUGCAAACACAACCGGUGGAGGAGCUACCUAUGAGGUUCGAAGAGCUCAGGCAAGCAGGUAUUGCCCUGCAGGGCUGCGUCUUCUCUUUGGCACUGGAGACAUUCGCAAUGGAGCAGAAGUGGCAACUGGUGCGCAGUAUGCUGCAAAGUGACCAGCAUCCGGAUGUCUUUGGCGACGUGGAAAUGCAACGCAAGCUGCUCGAGCACUAUCUUGACAACGACGAUCAUGUGCAGGUCCAGCGCACACUUGCCAUUCUAACGCUCUUUCACAAUGACUCUAGUCAAGAGUCUUGGAACCUGCUCUUGCAAGUCUACAUUAAACGCUCUGGACAGAAGCAUGUCGUGGAAGUGCUCCAAGACAUGCGUGCUCGCGGCAUCAUGGUGUCGCCUGAAUCAAUCAUGGCCAUUCGCAGCCUAUUGCGUCGUCGGCAACGAGGACACAAGCCUGUCAGUGACCGAUUCGAUGACUUGCGUUUCGUCGCGCGUGUAUUCGUCAUGAUCCUAGAGAACGGUCUAGCCCCCAUCUCUCCACUCCAAUGGCGCGAGAUCAUACGCAGAUUUGGCAUGGUUGGGAGGUUUAGGGAGCUUAGAAGACUUUUACUCUGGCUUCUUUGCUGGUAUGCACCGAGAAGCAGUUACCAGUUCAGCACGUUGCCAAAAUCACCAUUUCUCGAACCGGCAACAGCGAAACUGCGUGCUGCAUACCCUGAACGAUUCCACUACUUCCACUUCCCAACGACGGUCACACAGCGCGAGAAUCUGUUGCAUCCCGUUCGACAACUGUUCGCUCCCUCCCUUCAGCAAAGUCUCAUCAUCUGGGGCUUCAAAGCCGGACUCCUGCCAAACGCACCUCUCGAGCAGUCCAUGCUGGGCCCCACGCUGGCCAAAAAGCAUUAUCGUCGUCGGUUACUGCAGCGCCGGAUGCUACGCCGAUUAGAGUGGAGCGCAGGUCUACGAAUCGUUGUGCAUCUACGAAAUCUCGGCGUCUUUGUUCACUACCAUACCGUACUCAAAGCCUUGCAGUCGCAGUUCAUAAACAUGUUCGGCCAUGGUCGCUCCAAAAAGAGAGAAAACAGAGUGGUUGAGAGGUCCAACACGCUCCCCUAUGCGCGAUACGUUCACGAGGUCAACAAGAUAUGGGGCAGUCCGCUGCUGCGGGAACCUCAGCUCUUCGGCAAGGGCAUGGUACACGACCACAUGUGGCACCCACGUAUGAGACGGAACAUCAAGCGCAGAGCUUCCAUCAGCCUUGGUGAGAUUCUGGGCCCGAACUGGAGGGACCGCGACACGGAGAGCCACACGGCUGUCAAGCAAGACGAGAAUGUGGCCGUAGCUCAGCUGCAGAAACACUUCAGAAAGCAGGCCAAAGCCAUCGAACCCGGUUCUGAGCCGCAGCCUCCUUCCACCAUAGCCGUCCCGCGCGACCAAAUCGAUAACGGUAAGAAGUGA